Patiria miniata (bat star) is the source of this 1367-nucleotide messenger RNA. RefSeq names its product microfibril-associated glycoprotein 4-like. Bases 113 to 1126 code for a protein of 337 amino acids. NCBI's taxonomy places the organism in Eukaryota, Metazoa, Echinodermata, Asteroidea, Valvatida, Asterinidae. The record is from RefSeq and is a predicted model, not a curated record. The transcript has a single exon.
UAGAUACAAAGGUAAGGCUUUCUUGCUAGCAAGUGACAGUCAAAAUGAGAGAUACUUUCUAAAUCUGUAAUCAAAUGAGUGGUGCAGCAAAUCUUUUUCUGGCAAAUUUUCCAUGGGAAUAACAAUCAUCAUGAUUAGAGUAGCCAUAGCAGCAGCAAUUUUCGCCUUUACGACUGGACUUUGUUGGAGCACUUGUCGUAUUGACUUUAAUCUCAAUUUUUACUCGGCUGAAAACUGUGCCUUGUACAAUCAUGUGCUGGAAAUGAAGAAUGUAUCUUCUGCUGUGAUCUGUGGGCGAGACUGCUUUAUGGACACAAAGUGUGCAUCAUUCAACUAUCAUGCAAGCAGCCAUCUUUGUGAACUCAACAACGCAGCGCGACUCCAUGUUGCCAAUGACAGCUUCGUUGAGCUACAGGGAAGUGCCUACUUUGACUCGGACGUCAAUACUUCAUCUCUGUCGGUUCCUUUUGAGGAGAAGUAUAGCAACUGUCAGAAGCUGCUGAAGGCUGGUUACAGCGACAACACCACCUACACCAUCUACCCUCCUGGCAUGGCUGAUGGGUUACAGGUCUACUGUGACAUGAAGACCGAUGGAGGAGGCUGGAUUGUCUUUCAGAGACGUCAAGAUGGCUCUGUUGACUUCUACCGUAACUGGACGGAGUACCAAUCUGGCUUUGGCGAUCUAUCUGGUGAGUUCUGGCUGGGCAAUGAAGCUCUACGCAUCCUGACUGAGACUGGACAAUGGCAGCUGAGAGUAGACCUUGGAGACUGGGAGGGCAACACGGCUUGGGCAGAGUACGGUGAGUUUAGUAUCACAGGUGACAAAUACACACUCCAUGUUGGCUCAUACAAUGGUAUGAGUACAGCAGGCGAUGCAAUAAAAGGAGACCCAGGUGACCAACCUUUCUCCACAAAAGAUCAGAAAAAUGAUAUGUUGCAAGUAACCUUCGCACAUACACUUAAGGGUGCAUGGUGGUUUACUGGUAUGCUUAUCUCUCAUCUCAAUGGCAUGUACCACAUGAGCUCUACAGUAAAUAAUGCUAAUGAGGGCAUAAUGUGGUUCUAUUGGAAGGGAGAUGGUUACUCCUUGAAGCAGUGCAGCAUGAAAAUAAAAGAACUUCAGUAAGCCAAUCCAACAAAUCCAUGCACUCGUAUUUUCUAUCCAUUGUCAGGUAUUUCUGCUGUGUGCCAAAACACCUGCUGUUGUGUACAGGUUUCUUUCUGGCUGUUAAAUUCUCGAGCCAUGUUGAAACAUAAAAAAAAACCCACUUUUUUAAACAUCCAUCCACAAAAAAAACCUGAAAGAUAUUUUGAGUAAAAACAUUGCAUGGGAGACUUUUCUCAUUAAAUUAUCCACAAAAAGCAUG